Molecule: messenger RNA, 5522 nt
Organism: Erigeron canadensis
Lineage: Eukaryota; Viridiplantae; Streptophyta; Magnoliopsida; Asterales; Asteraceae
Product: brefeldin A-inhibited guanine nucleotide-exchange protein 2-like
Exons: 11
Coding region: 1-5310 (1769 amino acids)
Biological process (GO): regulation of ARF protein signal transduction
Cellular component (GO): trans-Golgi network
Molecular function (GO): guanyl-nucleotide exchange factor activity
Source: RefSeq, a predicted model, not a curated record
AUGUCUUCGCCGGAAAAAUCCGAAUCCCGGAAAAUAAACAACAUAAUAAUCCCUACAUUAGAAACAAUAAUAAAAAAUGGGUCAUGGCUCAAACAUUCCAAACUCGUUAGUAACUCCAAAUCCGUACUCUCACACAUUACUUCCGCCCGUUCUUCUCUCAAAACUAAUAAAUCCGACAUUUCGGGCGUGUUACACGAUUCCGGUUCGAAAGAACUAACGUUCGCCGAAUCCGAAUUCAUUUUGUCUCCAAUUAUCAGUGCUUUAGGUUCAGAAACGGUUAAGAUAGUCGAAUCGGCUUUAGAUUGUGUACAAAAACUGAUUAGUAACGGUUGCUUACGUGGCGAAGCGGAUAUAUCGGGUGGGCCAGAUGGAAAGUUGUUAGGGGAGGUUAUUGAAAAGGUGUGUAAGUGUAGUGAGUUAGGUGAUGAAGGAGUGGAGCUUUUGGUUUUGAAGACGGUUUUGUCGGGCGUGACGUCGGUUUGGUUAAGGAUAGUUGGGGAAAGUUUGUUGAGGAUAGUUAGGACUAGUUAUGAUAUUUUUUUAGAUAGUAAGAAUGUGGUGAAUCAAACUACGGCUAAGGCGAGUUUGGUUCAGAUGCUUUUGAUUGUGUUUAGGAGAAUGGAGGCUGAUUCGGUUAGGGAGGUAGUUGAGCCUAUUGUGGUUGCGGAAAUGAUGGGAAGGGGCGAGAAAGGAGACGACGAGGGCGUGGGUUUGUUUGUUCAAGGGUUUAUAAGUAAGGUUAUGCAAGGGAUGGAUGGGGUAAUGAAUCCGGGUAGUGGAGAAGGUAAUGACGUGGCGUUUGAGAUGAAAACGUCGACAGUGGAUUUGAGUAAUCCGGGUGAUGUGUUGGAUUUUAGUACCGAUAAGGAUAUGUUGGAUGCGAAGUAUUGGGAGAUUAGUAUGUACAAAAAUGCGUUGGAGGGACGGAAAGGAGAAUUAUUGAUGGACGGUGAUCAAAGAGAUGAUGAUGAUGAUGUAGAGGUUAAGAUUGAGAAUAAGUUGAGAAAAGAUGCUUUUUUGGUGUUUCGAGCUCUUUGUAAGCUUUCAAUGAAGGCCCCUCCGAAAAAGGCAAUGGCAAACCCACAACUAAUGCGAGGAAAGAUUGUUGCCUUAGAGUUGCUUAAGAUAUUGUUGGAAAAUGCAGGGUGUGUCUUUCGUACUAGUGAAAGAUUUUUGGGUGCCAUUAGACAGUAUUUGUGCGUGUCGCUAUUGAGGAACAGUGCAUCAACCCUUAUGAUCAUUUUUCAACUAUCUUGUUCAAUUUUAUUUAGCCUUGUGUCAAGAUUUAGAGCUGGACUGAAGGCAGAAAUUGGAGUCUUUUUUCCUAUGAUUGUUCUCAGAGUUUUAGAGAAUGUUGUCCAACCCAACUUUCAGCAGAAAAUGAUUGUACUGGAGUUUCUUGAAAGGCUCUGUAUUGAUUCACAGAUCUUGGUGGAUAUAUUCCUCAACUACGAUUGUGAUGUUAACUCAUCUAACAUAUUUGAGAGAAUGGUUAAUGGACUUCUAAAAACCGCUCAAGGGGCCCCACCUGGUGUCACCACAUCACUUUUACCACCGCAAGAUGUGACCAUGAAGCUCGAAGCUAUGAAGUGUUUGGUGGCUAUUUUAAAGUCAAUGGGGGAUUGGAUGGACAAACAAUUGCGCAUUCCUGAUCCUCAUUCUCCAAAAGCUGAGUACAAUCAUGAAAUUAGAAAUUUGCAAAUGGAAAACGGGGCUGCAGCUGAACACGAGCCUGCUGAUGUAUCAGAUUCUCUUUCUGAUGCCUCAUCUGAAAUUUCAGAUGCUUUAACAAUUGAGCAACGCCGUGCUUACAAGCUUGAACUUCAGGAAGGUAAAUCACUGUUUAACCGGACACCUAAAAAGGGCAUUGAGUUCUUGAUCAAUGUGAAAAAAGUAGGAUCUUCCCCUGAAGAAAUCGCAGAUUUCUUAAAGAAUGCUUCUGGUUUGAACAAAACCAUGAUUGGUGAUUAUUUGGGGGAACUGGAAGAUAUAUCGCUGAGAGUAAUGCAUGCAUAUGUAGAUUCAUUUGACUUUCUAGAUAUGGAGUUUGAUGAUGCUAUCAGAACCUUUUUAUGGGGCUUUAGGUUGCCUGGUGAGGCACAAAAGAUUGAUCGGAUUAUGGAAAAGUUUGCUCAACAUUAUUGCAAAUGCAAUCCAAAGGCAUUCGUCAGUGCGGAUACAGCCUAUGUUCUUGCUUACUCUGUUAUAAUGCUGAAUACUGAUGCUCACAAUCCCAUGGUGAAGAAUAAGAUGUCAGCUGAUGAUUUUAUAAGAAUCAAUCAUGGUGUAGAUGAUGGGAAAGAUUUGCCAGAGGAGUAUCUGAGAUCAUUAUUUGAGCGGAUAUCAAAAAGUGAGAUCAAAAUGAAAGAAGAUGAUUUAGCCCUUCAACAAAGACAUUCUGUUACUUCAAACAAGAUUUUGGGUCUGGACAACAUAUUGAAUAUUGUAGUGCGCAAGAGAGGUGGAGAAAAUCAUACCAAUGAAGAUCUUAUGCGGCAAAUGCAAGAACAGUUUCAAGAGAAAGCACGGAAAUCUGAGUCAGUUUAUCAUGCCGCUACAGAUAUGUUUAUGCUGAAGUUCAUGAUAGAGGUAUGCUGGGCUCCUAUGCUAGCCGCCUUUAGUGUUCCUCUUGACCAAAGCGAUGAUGUGAUGGUCAUUGCUAAAUGUUUCGAAGGCUUCCAGCAUGCAAUUCAUGUUACAGCAGUGAUGUCCAUGAAGACUCAUCGGGAUGCUUUUGUAACCUCACUAGCAAAGUUUACUUCCCUUCAUUCACCAGCAGAUAUAAAACAAAGAAAUAUUGAUGCAAUCAAGCUUAUAGUUACUAUCGCAGAAGACUAUGGGGAUUACUUGCAGGAGGCAUGGGAGCAUAUUCUAACGUGUGUCUCUCGGUUUGACAAUUUGCAUCUUUCGAGGGAUGGGUUACCUCCAGAUGCUACCUUCUUUCCCAGUAAUCAGAAUGAAUCAGGAAAGUCAAAACAGAAAAAGUCAAAUAUUCUUCCGGUUCUUAAAAAAAAGAGGGCUGGGAGAAUUCAGCAGGCAUCUGUAGCAAUGCGAAGGGGUUCAUAUGACAGUUCUGACAUUGGCGGCAAUAAUUCUGCUGGUAUUACAUCAGAACAAACACAUUAUUUGGUCUCAGAGUUAAAUUUAUUGGAACAAGUUGGUGAAAUAAAUCGUAUAUUUGCAAGGAGUCAGAACCUUAACAGUGAGGCAAUAGUUGACUUUGUGAAGGCACUUUGUAAGAUAUCCAUGGAAGAGCUACAAACUACAGCUGAACCACGAGUGUUCAGUCUAACAAAGAUAGUUGAAAUUGCGCACUAUAACAUGAACCGUAUCCGGCUUGUUUGGACAAAUAUAUGGAAUGUACUCUCUGAAUUUUUUGUGAACAUUGGCUGUUCGGAUAACCUGUCAAUUGCGAUAUUUGCAAUGGAUUCCUUACGCCAGUUGUCUAUGAAAUUUUUGGAGAGGGAAGAGUUAGCUAAUUAUAACUUUCAGAACGAGUUUAUGAAACCAUUUGUGAUUGCUAUGGGCAAAACUAGUGCCGUGGAAAUCAGAGAGUUAAUAAUCAGAUGUGUCUCCCAAAUGGUUCUAUCUCGUGUCAAUAAUGUCAAGUCUGGAUGGAAAAGCAUGUUCAUGGUCUUCACCACAGCAGCUUAUGACGAUCACAAAAAUAUAGUUUUCCUCGCCUUUGAAAUAGUUGAGAAGAUAGUUCGGGAUUAUGUCCCAUGUAUAACUGAGACAGAAACCACUGCUUUUACAGAUUUUGUAAAUUGUCUGAUUGCAUUCACCAAUAAUAGAUUUAACAAAGAUAUCAGUCUUAGUGCUAUUGGAUUCUUGCGGUUAUGUGCUGCAAAAUUAGCAGAAGGAGAUAUAGGCUUUUCAAUGAAUAAAGAGAAAAAAGCUUCAGAAAUAGUCGGAUCACCACAUCAUGUGCAAUCUCCACAUCAAGGAAACACCAUGAAGUAUGAAAUUGACGAGCUGCCAGACAAGGAAGACCAUCUACACUUCUGGUUUCCAUUAUUAGCUGGGCUCUCUGAACUUAGCUUUGACCCAAGGUCUGAAAUUAGGCAAAGUGCGCUUCAAGUACUCUUUGAUACAUUAAGGAAAUAUGGUCAUCACUUUUCUCUACCACUGUGGGAAAGAGUGUUUGAAUCUGCUUUAUUUCCAAUACUUGAUCAUAUUCAACAUUCUAUUAAUCCUUCUAAUGAUACUUCACCCAGACAGGGGGUUGAUGGCAAUGAUGAACCUGAUCAAGACUCUUGGCUCUAUGAAACAUGCACACUUUUACUCCAGUUGGUAGUGGAUCUUUUUGCUAGUUCUUACACUAUAGUAAAUCCGCUUUUGAAAAGGGUGUUGAUAUUACUAGUAGAUUUAAUGAAGCGUCCUCAUCAAAGCCUUGCUGGCAUAGGUGUUGCUGCAUUUGUUCGGUUGAUUAGAAAUGCUGGAGAGUUGUUUUCUGAUGAUAAGUGGCUUGAAGUCGUUUUAACUCUAAAGGAAGCAGCUAAUGCAACGCUUCCUGAUUUCUCGUUUGCUCUUAAUAAUGAGAUUACUUCUGUUAACCAGGAAGAUGGUUUGACAGAUGUAAAAUCUGCCAAAUCUAGUUUGCAGGAUGAAGAUCUAGAAAAACGGCAGAGGAUGCGUUUGUACACUUCCAUUUCUAAGGUUCAAUGUCGUGCUGCUGUCCAACUUCUGUUGAUACAGGCAAUAACAGAGAUACAGAAUAUGUAUGGGCCUCAGCUGUCAGUUAAGAAGACCAUGAUUCUUUUCCUUGCAGUACGUGAAGUGGCAAGCCAUGCUCACAAGAUAAAUACUGAUAUCACAUUACGCUCUAAACUACAAGAACUCGGACAUAUGACACAUAUGCAGGAUCCUCCCUUGUUAAGUCUUGAAAAUGAGUCCUAUCAAAUCUGCCUCACCAUUAUAGAGAAAUUUAGUGCGGAAAGGCCACCAUUCUAUGAGGAUUCAGAAGUUGACAGUUUCCUUGUUGACCUAUGCCAUGAAAUCUUGAAAUCCUAUGUUGAAAUAGCUCAUCCUGCACACAUGCUUCCUUUGUUUCCUAACCACCAACCCUAUUGGCUGAUUCCUUUAGGCUCGGGAAAAAAGCGAGAAUUGUCUUCUCGUGGGCGCCUAGUUGUCACUACUCUACGGACUAUGUGUAAAUUGGGAGAUUCUUUGUUUGAAAAGAACCUCACACGCUUUUUUCCUCUGAUUACAAGCUUGAUAAGAUGUGAGCAUGAGUCAAGUGAGGUUCAGGUAACCCUUAGUGAGAUGCUUAGCUCCUCGGUGGGUCCUGUUCUGCUUCGGUUAUGUUGAAACACGGUAUCUUUAUAUUACUAUUGUUCAUGUUUAGAGAUUUUUUACUAUUUAUUUUUUAACUUGUUUUACCUUAUUUAUAGCAUAUAUAGUCCUGUUCUUGGGCAUAGAAUCUAUUUAGAGUCAACAGAGUUGAUAAGGAAUUUUAUGUAUAGUAGUCAGUUGUAUGAUCUUCUAGUCUUGAAUAACAUUUCAUGUAAUGAGAGUUGGAA